Messenger RNA from Pangasianodon hypophthalmus (striped catfish), 1907 nucleotides. It is a transcript of the gene eno4, whose product is annotated as enolase 4. Gene Ontology annotation, molecular function: magnesium ion binding; phosphopyruvate hydratase activity. Gene Ontology annotation, biological process: glycolytic process. The record is from RefSeq and is a predicted model, not a curated record. Bases 91 to 1833 code for a protein of 580 amino acids. The transcript is spliced from 13 exons. NCBI's taxonomy places the organism in Eukaryota, Metazoa, Chordata, Actinopteri, Siluriformes, Pangasiidae. Gene Ontology annotation, cellular component: phosphopyruvate hydratase complex.
UACAGCAAACGUUGCCGAGCAACCACAGUACAUAAACAGCCCUUCUUACACAGAGAGGUGUGAACCGAACUUACUCGCAACAGCAGCAAAAUGUCGUUUAAAGGCAUUGUGAGCUGCAAUAGCAGAAUAUCAAAGGAGGAGAAAGAGUUUUAUGAGUUAAAGAACAAAGCAGCGGAGUUUUACAGAGCAAACGGCGUGCCCCAGAAGCUAGAAACUCUUUUAAAUGAGAUGUUUUUUGCCAAGCCGAAUGAUGUUUAUGGAUAUCUGGCAAACUACUUCUCUGGCUUCUCACACACACCUGUGAUUAGUGCAGUGGUGGGCAGAGAGGUGUAUGAUGGCAGGGGGGAAGCAGCAUUGCAGGUGGAUGUUUACUGCGUCGUCAGGAAUGAAGAGAAGUUAGUCAGUAAUGCAGUGGUUACUGGUAUGGAUGGUGAUGUCAUGGAGAGAUGGAAUGAAGUUGCCAAUGGUAACCAUUGUCAAGCAUCCGUAGGGGUGGCGCUGGAGUGGAUCAGAGAUCAGCUGAGCUCCAUGUUGAAUGGCUUUAACCCCGCCCACCAAACACACCUGGACAAAUUGCUCAGUGAUUUCUACAUGGCCCGUUACCUUGAGGACCAAGAUGGUCGUGACAGAGAAAAGAAAGGUGAGGAAGAGGAGAAGACUGAAGCAACAUCUGACACCACAACACUUCAUGCACCUGCUACAAGCAAAGACAAGCAGAAAGGAGAGAAAGGUAAGAAAGGCAGCGCCUCAGAGAAGCCGCUGCCUCCUCCUGAGGAGCCGGAGCCCAUGUUGCCAGGGGCGAUGGUAGUAGGUGCUCUGUCGAUGGCAGCAGCCAAAUCUGCAGCAAGCCUCACAGCCAUGCCCCUCUACAAACACAUCCUCACUCUCAGAGACCCGCAGGCUCUAAGAGUGUUCAUGCCCAUGCCGCUGGUGUCAGUGUUAAGUUGUGGAAAAGCAUCAGCUGGAAAGCUCAACCUGCUAGAGGAGGUCAUGCUGCUGCCCACUGUACCACAUAGAACCAGAGAGAUCAUCGAGAUGUGCCGUGAUGUUCAGAGAGAGAUAAGGAGGAUAGCCACUACUACAGCAGGGAAGUCAGGGCCUGUGGUAGUGGAGGUUUCAGAUGGUGGCGUGAUUCAGCUUGGGCUUGAACGCUCCGAACAAGCUCUCGAUCUGUUGAUGGAGGCGUGCUCAAACCUGGGCCUGCCGAUCGGCACAGAGCUCCGGCUGGUGAUAAACUGCGCUGCUCAUACGCUCAUUGACUAUUCCAGAGGAAAGUAUGAGGUGAUGGCAGGGACUCUGAAGUCUCCGGAUGAGCUGGUGGACAUGUUUGCGGGUUUGAUCAGUAAAUAUCCAGUUAUUGUGGCCCUUAUCGACCCCUUCAGGAAAGAGGAUGAGGAACAGUGGCAGAAGCUGAGCUCACUUAUUGGCCAGUCUUGCCUAAUUGCAGAUGCAGCAUACAGGCCCUGCCCUCGCUGGAAGGAGGCCAAGCCCCUCCCCCCAGGGGUCACAUGGAUCACUCUUAGGCACAGAAGCGAGAUGACCCUCACUGACCUCCUCCAUGCUGUCACUGAGCGAACAGAAGGGGAGACCAUUCUAGCAGUGAACAGUGAGGAGAUUGGUGAUGACUCCAUGAUAGAUGUGGCUGUAGGCCUGGGUGUAUCAUUCAUUAAGCUGGGUGGGCUGACAGGAGGGGGGAGGAUGAACAAGUACAAUCGUUUGCACAGGAUAGAGCAGGAGCUGGAGGAACAGGGCAUUCUGGGUAUGCGAGAGGUGAAGCUGCUGUGUGAAAGCAAUCCUGAGGAGGAGUUAACACAGACGGAACAGGCAACCUGAUAACACACACCACAUUCCAACUUCAUCAACACACUGUAACAAAAGAGUUUUUCUUGGAUUUCUUGUGUACUGCA